Messenger RNA from Folsomia candida, 385 nucleotides. RefSeq lists its product as uncharacterized. The transcript is spliced from 2 exons. NCBI's taxonomy places the organism in Eukaryota, Metazoa, Arthropoda, Collembola, Entomobryomorpha, Isotomidae. Bases 26 to 346 code for a protein of 106 amino acids. The record is from RefSeq and is a predicted model, not a curated record.
ACUAGAUAUUGUUCGGAAAAAAACUAUGCUUAACCGAAAAACCGACGACGAACUCCUGUUUCAAUUGAGCAUGCAGGCAAGUUUCAACUCCUUCCAACGUUUCGACAUCAGUGGUGGUGGUUAUCAGUACAUAAAUACAGACUGGAUCAUGGGUUACGUGAACAACAUUGCUGGCUACUUUAUCAUCCUUUACCAAUUUCAACCUGCGAUGGACAGGAGCACGAAGAGAGAAUGGGAGCGUCGACGAAACUUAGGAAAAUUUCUGGCCAAUUUGGAAGGACUUGUUCCCGAUCAUUACCACAGUAGCGUCCCUCCACGCGCAAUAGUUUAUGGGCCCGUGAAUUAAUGAUCAAAGUGCAGAAAUUUCAUUAUACAUACUAUUUUA